CGCUGCCUGAGGUCAGCAACCAUAACUAAAGUGAAAGGAGUUCUCAAAAUAUCAACAUGAGAACAAAGGAAUGUUCGAUGUUGGAGCGCGCAAUGUAUGACAAAUAGCCAUAUUUACAUUUCAUUGAUCUAAAUUGUAUGAAAAACACCAAAACACAAUUAAGCCAACUUAAGCAUAACGCAACACAUGCGUAGAAUGCGCCUCCGAACUGCGCCGGUUUAGCGAAAUUAGUAUUAUCUGUGCAUCGGUGUGUCUGUGUCGUAGAGAUGGCAACACUGGCCCCGUGGUCAGCGGGCAGGCAACACGGUAAACUGCUGCGCGUCUAUCCAUGUCAAGAGAGUGCAACUUGGGAUCAAUAUAAAUUAAAAAUGUGGAAUCCUCACUUAAAACAACAUUAUUCGUGAUCAUUCGUAAAUGGUAGCGCUCCGCGGAAACUGUAGCGCGCACUUCGGGCCGCGGCGUGUCGUUUUAUCGCGACCCAUCCUCCAUUGCGAAGGCAAAAUGACGGGGCCUUUUUAGUGAAGUGUCGAGACACUCUCGUUAUGUAGUGAACUGUUUUUUGUACAUUGUUGUGGACGGUCGUCGGAUCGUGUUAUUAUGACACGAUGAUUAGUUUGUGGGUGAUCCUUGUGGCGGCGUGGGGAGUGCGCGGGGAACAGGUGAUGCUUUUGGACACGACCACAGAAGCUACAUUGUCGUGGACGAGGUUUCCUUACGGGCCGCAGGCGAGCACGCCGGGGUGGCUCGAGGAGUCGUACACGAACUUCGAGAAGCAGAUAAACUGGCGUUCGUACGUGGUGUGCGAUGUGGCGCACCACAACGUUAACAACUGGUUGUGGACGCCCUUCAUAGAGCGACGGAAUGCGAAUCGCAUUUACAUCGAAAUAAAGUUCACUAUUCGCGAUUGCUCGCUGUUUCCGGGCAACGCUCUAAGCUGCAAGGAGACCUUCAGUUUGCUGUACUAUGAGUUCGACGUCGCGACGCGCGAGCAGCCUCCGUGGGAGCCCGAGAGCUACAAGUUAGUCGGCCCUAUUGCCGCUGGCGAAGGGCGCUUCAACACUAAUUCCGAGGUUGAUAUAAACACUGAAGUAAAAAGCAUUGCUGUCACCAAAAGAGGUGUCUAUUUUGCCUUCAGAGACAAAGGCGCCUGUAUAUCACUACUUGCCGUCAAAGUGUAUUAUAUAACAUGCCCAGAGACCACUAUAAACUUUGCGAGGUUCCCGGCCACUCCUACUGGAAGGGAAGUCACAGUAAUAGAACAGGCCAACGGCACCUGUGUGGAGAAUGCAGAGACUGCUCCAGGUGAGGCUGCUCCUGUAUAUUUAUGCAAAGGUGAUGGCAAGUGGACCCUGCCCAGCGGCUCCUGCAAGUGCCGGGCUGGCUAUGAACCCAACCACCACAACCAGGAAUGUAACGAGUGCCAACCAGGGAAAUUUAAGUCUUACACCGGAGAUGAUCCCUGUGCACCAUGCCCGGACUACUCUGAAACAUUAUCUUAUGCAUCAGUGGAAUGUAAGUGUGUACCUGGCUUUUACAGAGCCAAAAAGGACCCCAAGAAUGUACCUUGCACGCAGCCACCUUCAGCACCUGACAAUUUGACUGUUCUAAUCGCUGAUCAGUUUUCCAUAUCUCUCACUUGGAAGCCCCCACACAAAAAUGGAGGACGGAAUGAUGUCACAUACCGGGUGUACUGCACAAAUUGUGGCCCAAAUGUUGAGUACCGGCCUGCAGCCACCGGCUUAAAUUCCACAAAGGUUACAAUCAGCAAUUUGGAACCAGUGACCGAAUACAAAUUUCAAGUGUUUGCUGAGAAUGGAGUCACUGAGCUCACUGGUGAACCACCAAAGAAAGCAGAAAUAACUGCUAUCACUGAAGCUUCAGUCAGUGUAGUGACAAAACUGAGGGUCUUAAACGCUGAGAGUGAUAAAUUGUCUAUUGCUUGGAACGCACCACCCAUAGAUUCAUCUGACCCAGAUGACACUAUUGAGAGCUAUGAAGUCAAAUGCUUCCCCAAAGACAAUUCUGAGAAAAGUGGUAACACGACACUUAAAUUUACGAAAGAGCCUCACGUGAUUAUUACAGGAUUGAAAAGGGACACGGAAUACGGAAUUAGAGUGAGAGCAAAAAUGAAGAGAGGCUGGGGGGAGUUCAGCAACGUCGUAUACACUAGAACAGGUGCCGUGCAGCAGACCGAGACCAGCUUCGUUGGCGACGAGGAAGGUGCUCAAGUCAGGUUAGUCGCCGGAGUCAUGGUGGCCGUCGUCGUACUCUCAGUAAUAGCCAUCAUAGCGACUGUUCUAUUUCUACGCUCACGAGCAGACGACGAGUGCGACAAGAAACAGCCGAACGACUGCAACGCACUCAACUACAGAAACGGAGAGGUAUACACGGGCCCAGAACGCCCAGCCAAGACUAGCAGCAAUGCCACCACUCCACUCUUCGCCGGCACCGGAUCCAGGACCUACAUAGACCCCCACACUUAUGAAGACCCUAAUCAGGCUGUCAGAGAAUUCGCACGCGAAAUCGACGCUUCUUGUAUCACAAUAGAGGCGAUAAUCGGCGGUGGAGAAUUCGGAGACGUCUGCCGCGGCAAGCUCAAGCUUCCAGCUAGCUGCGGACAAGAAAUAGACGUCGCUAUUAAAACACUCAAACCUGGGUCGACUGAGAGAGCUAGGCGCGACUUCCUCGCCGAGGCAUCCAUUAUGGGGCAGUUCGAACACCCUAAUGUUAUUUUCCUGCAAGGCGUCGUGACUAAAUGCAACCCAAUUAUGAUAAUUACUGAAUUUAUGGAAAACGGGUCGCUAGACACUUUCCUGAGGGCGAACGACGGAAAAUUCCGUGUGCUGCAGCUAGUCGGUAUGCUGAGAGGAAUAGCUACCGGCAUGCAAUAUCUGUCCGAAAUGAACUACAUACAUCGCGAUCUUGCGGCGCGAAAUGUACUAGUUAAUUCCCAACUGGUCUGCAAGAUUGCGGACUUCGGUCUGUCGCGCGAAAUCGAGUCGACAGCCGACGGAGCAUACACGACCCGAGGGGGUAAGAUCCCAGUCCGGUGGACUGCUCCAGAGGCCAUCGCGUUUAGAAAAUUCACAUCGGCCAGUGACGUCUGGUCCAUGGGCAUCGUUUGCUGGGAGGUCAUGAGUUUCGGCGAGCGGCCAUAUUGGAACUGGAGCAAUCAGGACGUCAUAAAAUCUAUAGAGAAAGGUUAUCGCCUCCCGGCGCCUAUGGACUGCCCAGAAGCAGUUUAUCAGUUGAUGCUCGACUGCUGGCAAAAGGAACGCACGCAUCGGCCUACGUUUUCCAGCAUCGUGAAGACGCUGGACAAGCUCAUACGUUGUCCUGACACGCUACGUAAAAUAGCGCAGAAUCGUUCGGCGGACCCUCUCGCAGGCGACACACCAGACAUGAUCCAGUUCUCGUCGGUAGAAGAAUGGCUGGAGUGCAUCAAAAUGUCUCGUUACAUAGAGAAGUUCCGAGCGGCGGGCAUAGCGGACAUGGACGCGGUGGUGGACCUAACCGUGCACCAGCUGGCGUCGCUCGGGGUGACCCUUGUGGGCCAUCAGAAGAAAAUAAUGAACAGUGUCCAAAACAUGCGGGCGCAGAUCCGCGUCAGCGGCCCGUACGGUUUUUUGGUGUGAGUGAAAGUGAUCUCGUUCGUUCGAAAUGCAUUAUGUAUAUUUUUCUAAAACUCUCGUAGUGCUAGGGUGAUACUGAUAUGCUAAGAGAAUUUAACUAUUUUGCUGUAUUUAUUUUACUGGCUUUUACUAUCGGCCUACUCCGGCAACCGUCUUAACCACAACGAAAGAGAGCCAUACUUAUUUUAGAGCUAUAUCAAGAGACUGGGCCUACUCUCGACUGAACUCUUUUUGUGAUCUUUUAUUUUAUUUUUUUAAUGAUUAAUUAUAGUUAUUUUAUGAAUAGCGAAGUACAAUACAAAGUAAGAGCUUGUGUUCUAAAUAUCUAAAUCUAAAACAUAUUAAUCGUAGCUAGAGAAUUUCGCGGUACACAUUUCGAUGUUCUUAUUUGUAUAUUCAUGGUUUUUGAUAUCGGGACAUAGUAUAAAGGUGUUAUGUGUAAGUAGUGUAAUCCCUGUAGAUGAUAUAUGACUUAUUUACUAUAUUAUGUGAUCAAAUUCGAGUACUUAACGUAACUUGCCGUGUGCAUUUAAUUUUGUAAAUAUUUCUUGAUAAGCGCAAAUUCUAAAUGAAUGUGUAUGUCCGCCUUAUGAAACUUGUUUUUACUUGUUCUUUAAAGGUAGCUGAAUUUAUUUUACGCGGUAUAUACACGACACAGUUAGCUCUGUGUGCUCACAGGGUAAAUGUUUCUUGUGUCGACUCGAAUGUCUGCCUUAACAGACAAGCGUUAGGCGAGGGUGUUUAUAGACUUAUAAAAAUGAUAUGCAAUAACUAUAUUCUGUUAAAAAGAACAUACAAUGAGAUGUUGACAGUCUUAAACACUCUUGUCCAUGGUCGCUUAGUUGAUAUAUCAGCUGUAAAUAGUUACUAGUGAUAAGUUAUACUGCCAACUAGUGUAAGGCUUCUGUGGCUUGUCAUAGUCAUCGCCUUUGCGAAUGAUGCCGAUAGGGGGCGCCAGAGAACCACAAAAUCCUGGAGAAUAGACAUCAUAGCUCUCGGCUGCCUUAUCCACUGAGAGGGUCUCCAGCGGGAAUCCAGCGGCGCUGAGAAGAAAUGUGGAUAACAAGUUACAACCAAUGCUAUUGGUUAAUUCCUGCACGUCUCCUCUCAUCUCCGCCUCAGUGGAAAAGCAGCCUUUCAAUCCUUUUUUUAUGAGAACAAACUUUUACGAUAUACCUGAUACUUAUAAUUUUGUAAUGAGUGAAUUAUUUAACCACCCAUGACUAAUGCAUGACUUGGAUGUGAUAGAAUUUCUUUUCAUUAAUCUUAUCUUGAUUCGUUCAUUCAUUCACGUAUUCCUAUUGCUGAUUGAUUUCACGGAAUUUAUUAACUUUGUACUGUUGUAAAAUUUCACAUGCAAAUAAUAUACCUACUUGUGUCAAUUCGAGCUACUUUUAUCCUACAUUGGUUAAAUAUGCGUUUGAAUUUCGAACGCGAUUACCUAUUAAAAAAUUACCACAGACAAGAAAAUAAUAUGUAUUUAAUCUACUUUUUUGAAAUAUGGUAUUUAUGGUUGCUUGGCGCUCUCUAUCGGUAUUUCUCUGCUAACCCAUGGCUGAUGCGAGAU
Molecule: messenger RNA, 5199 nt
Organism: Cydia splendana
Lineage: Eukaryota; Metazoa; Arthropoda; Insecta; Lepidoptera; Tortricidae
Gene: Eph
Product: ephrin type-B receptor 1-B
Exons: 1
Coding region: 606-3635 (1009 amino acids)
Biological process (GO): protein phosphorylation; ephrin receptor signaling pathway; axon guidance
Cellular component (GO): dendrite; plasma membrane
Molecular function (GO): protein binding; ATP binding; transmembrane-ephrin receptor activity
Source: RefSeq, a predicted model, not a curated record